UCUCUCCGGGAACAAGUUGAAGACCUUUCCUCAAUGCACCUUCCAUCUUCCAAACUUAGCAAAGAUAGAUUUGUCACGGAACAUGUUGAAAUCUAUACCUGUGAAUGCGUUCCAGAAUUUGACGAAACUAACGUACUUAGACCUUGGAGGGAACCUUUUGGAGCAUAUUCCUCCGAGCGCAUUCCAGAAUUUGAAGAAUCUAAAUAAUAUAUUUCUAUGGGGCAACUAUAUUUCGCAGAGUGCCUUCAAAGUGUUCUCAAAAGAAAUAAAAAGCGCCGUGCACUUAGAUCUCAGUGGAAAUCCGAUCGGAUCUAACUUAACUUCGAAUACUUUUUCUGGUUUUAACAAUAUGGAGGAAUUAUUUUUGACCUCUUGUGGCCUUACAAACAUUGAUGGACGAACUUUCAAAGCCAUCAAAAAGCUCAGAAAACUUUUCCUGAAUUUUAACUUCCUAUCGCACUUACUAAUAGCCACCCUUGAAGGACCAUCUGGGCUUGAAACUCUGCGCCUAGAUGGAAAUCAAAUUAGGACAAUAGAGGAUGGAACAUUCAAGCGCUUCACGAGCCUUCUUGAAUUCCACUUAGAUGACAAUCAGCUGAGAACUGUGCCCGAUCUACCUCGACUUAAAUUGCCUGGAUUUGUGUAAGUUGGGAUUG
This is a messenger RNA of Stylophora pistillata, 656 nucleotides long. Its product is annotated as podocan-like. Gene Ontology annotation, molecular function: protein binding. The record is from RefSeq and is a predicted model, not a curated record. Gene Ontology annotation, cellular component: extracellular matrix. Lineage: Eukaryota; Metazoa; Cnidaria; Anthozoa; Scleractinia; Pocilloporidae.